UGAGGAGCAGAUUGGCGGAAUUGCUGCCAAUGUUCGUUUCGCCAGCAAAAGUUGGCCGUACUGCGGAAGCGACAUCAUCCGCGCCCCGCGGAUAUGUAUUAUUGAUGUGCUAACCUAUGCAAGUCGGAGCAACGCUCGGCGCGAAUUGUCGUGAACAAUAGCUGAAAGCUAAGCUGUCGCGCAUUGUGCUCGCCGAUCAACGGCCCGCCGAGAAGACGCAGAUCAAUUUAACUCUUGCACCGCCCGUAACUUCGCGUCACUGCGACGCUUCACGUCGUGAAUUCGAUCGACGACGCAAGCCGACGUCGAACAUCAUCGCGCGCGAGCGUCUCAUCGCGUGCAACUGUCAUCUCACCUUAUCCUUGUAAGUUGGAUUGGACGUAUCUGCGUUCGGUGAAUUGUGGCAAGCUCUUCUUCAUCUGGGAGGUUUUACUAAUGUCUCGUAGCCAUCUCUGUUAGACGUGCCUUGCUUAUCUCGUAUGCUUGACAAACCUCGUGUCUUCGGCCUGAGCUGCGUCUCACAUCUUUCCACUCGAAUGAAAGCAACUAUUGUGACACAUGGAUGAAAUACUGUUGCUAGAUGAUAAAGUCUAAAGAACUGGACUGUGCCAAGUCCAAGGGUAAGAUUUGUGUCUCAAGGAAAGGAGCACAACAGUAUCCACCACGGCUUUCACAGAGAUGGUUGGAUUGGCGGGCGGGGGAGGUCAUUUGUAUCCCUCGCCCCCCAUGCAGCCUAAUCCAGAGUUGAGAGAAAUGACUGGAAUUGCACCUAGCGCACCAACCAGUGCCGAUGCUUGUUUGAGUAUUGUACAUUCAUUAAUGUGCCAUCGCCAAGGUGGAGAAAGUGAAGGCUUCAGUAAACGAGCAAUUGAGUCUUUGGUAAAAAAGCUUAAAGAAAAACGUGAUGAACUGGAUAGUCUGAUCACUGCAAUCACCACCAAUGGUGCACAUCCCAGCAAAUGCGUCACUAUCCAAAGAACUUUAGAUGGUAGGCUGCAGGUAGCAGGACGAAAAGGAUUUCCACAUGUAAUCUAUGCACGCAUCUGGAGAUGGCCGGAUCUGCACAAGAACGAGUUGAAACAUGUCAAGUAUUGCCAGUUUGCUUUCGACUUAAAAUGCGACUCAGUGUGUGUGAAUCCGUAUCACUACGAGCGAGUGGUGUCACCUGGCAUAGAUCCGUUCUUUACAGACCUGUCGGGGCUGACACUGCAAUCCGGAGUAGGCGUAGGACCUGGCGGUAGACUGGUCAAAGAUGAAUACACGGUCGGCGGCGGCGGCACUGCUGCCGCGGCUGCAGCUGCCGCGGCCGGCUCUGCGAUGGAUGUGGACGGCGAGAUGAACCAGACCAUCCAGCAUCAUCCUUCGGCACAGCCUGCCGCUUCGAAUAACGCUCAACAAGCUCAACAAGGCUUUAUACCGGGUUUACCACCGCCUAAUCCAACCAGUACCGAGGGUAUGUUUAGCGCCGGUGGGGGUGGCAAUAAUGGUAAUCCCCACACUAAACUGGACGACAAUAAUUGCCCCAGGCAAACCUGGAUUCCCACGCCUCAUCAUUCGGCAGGCCGUAAUUUACACCAUCCGGUAGUACAUCCAAUGAGUCACACCGUAGGUAGCCAACAACAGUCAUUGAACGCGUCCAGCGGCACGUCCGGCGCACAGAUUAUGAAUCCCGCGCAAGGACAGUCGACCGACACGUUUUACGGAACCACCACGCCACCGCAGGAUAUCAACCAAUCCCCCACAGUCGACGCGCUAGCCGCUUCUUUAGGCGAAGGCCAGAGUUCUCCCGUGUCACCUGUGCAUCUCCAUCAUGCCAAUGGAUUUCCCGUGGGCACCGCUCCUUACAACUCCGGGGCACCUCAGUGGACCGGUGCUAAUACUCUUACUUACACUCAAAGCAUGCAACCACCAGAUCACCGACAUCUUCAUACGACGUCGUACUGGGGAGGAGGCCAUGGGAACGAUGUUAGCGAGAACGUCGGUGGGUUAUUGUCUACACAACCAGCGCCAGAAUUCUGGUGUUCCGUUGGAUACUUUGAGCUAGACAUUCAAGUUGGUGAGACAUUCAAAGUCAGCAGUGGUUGUCGCACUGUUACCAUAGAUGGUUAUGUGGAUCCAAGUGGAGGUAACAGAUUCUGCUUAGGUGCCUUGAGCAAUGUGCACAGAACUGAGCAGAGUGAAAGAGCGCGUCUUCACAUUGGGAAAGGUGUUGUCCUGGACCUUAGAGGUGAGGGAGACGUGUGGCUGAGAUGCCAAAGUGAGCACAGUGUCUUUGUGCAGUCCUACUAUCUGGACAGAGAGGCAGGUCGAGCACCUGGUGACGCUGUUCACAAAAUCUAUCCUUCGGCGUACAUCAAAGUGUUCGAUUUACGGCAGUGUCAUAAACAGAUCCGUGGCCAGGCUGCUACAGCCCAAGCCGCCGCAGCAGCUCAGGCUGCAGCCGUGGCUGGCCAUCUUACGCACGGGACACCUAUCACCAAAAGUCUCAGCGCAGCUGCGGGUAUUGGAGUUGAUGACUUACGAAGACUUUGUAUUCUGCGUUUGAGUUUCGUGAAAGGUUGGGGUCCGGAUUACCCGCGACAAAGCAUCAAGGAAACCCCAUGCUGGAUCGAGGUGCAUUUACAUAGGGCACUUCAGUUACUAGAUGAGGUAUUGCACACAAUGCCCAUUGAUGGACCACGGUCAAUCGAAUAAUUCCAUCGGCUUGAAUCACGAAGAUAACGAAGAGAACGUCGCAUUGUUACUGAAAUUGUGCUGAAAUGUGUGACAUCGCGAAUCGUUCAAGUAGCUUCAAUUUAAGAACGUGAAUGAAUAAGCCAGACGAAUGGACCAAAUUCAUCAGACGGUAAUGAUCAAACAAUUAUAAUUGAAACAGGAAUUCGGCCAUAGACGACUCGGGGAGAAAAAAGUGAGAGAGAGAGAAAGAAGGGGGGGAGGGAGAGAAAGAGAGAGAGAGAGAGAGAGCUUGCGGGUUAUUUAUAUAUUUAACGACACGUGAUAUAAUCUGUGUAGUAACAGGGGUUUUCAAACUUUCCAACGUCCAUGUAACAGUGAUGAUCCAUAGAUAGAAUACUAAUAUAAUCCACAGCGACGUCUCUCGAUCUAAAAUUGUAUAUAUAUUUUAUAUGUUAUAUAUUAAUGCAAAAUAGGAUGAAGCAUAUCGACUAUUUAUCUUUUGUUAGUUUCUUUUGUCUGUA
Messenger RNA from Harpegnathos saltator (Jerdon's jumping ant), 3197 nucleotides. RefSeq names its product Smad/Smad4 homolog Medea (gene Med). Gene Ontology annotation, molecular function: I-SMAD binding; RNA polymerase II cis-regulatory region sequence-specific DNA binding; DNA-binding transcription factor activity, RNA polymerase II-specific. Gene Ontology annotation, biological process: BMP signaling pathway; SMAD protein signal transduction; regulation of transcription by RNA polymerase II. The transcript is spliced from 12 exons. Lineage: Eukaryota; Metazoa; Arthropoda; Insecta; Hymenoptera; Formicidae. Bases 679 to 2694 code for a protein of 671 amino acids. Gene Ontology annotation, cellular component: heteromeric SMAD protein complex. The record is from RefSeq and is a predicted model, not a curated record.